AUGGCAAACUUUGAGAGACUCGCCAUGGUUACACCCAAUGGAGAUGAUUCAAUGAUUCGAGUGAGAGUUGAGAACGUGUGGUCUACUCUAGAUGUCGAGAAUGGUGAAGGCCUCAGUUUCCUGGUGGUUGAUGAUGAGGGCACAAGGAUGCAUGCAUUCGUCCAGCAUUUUGCUGAUGCCAAGAGAUUUAAGAGACUUCUUCAGAAAGGAGACUGGUUCACGAUAACUGGUUUCUCAGUUGUUAUUGUCCGGAAUGAGAUUCGUAUGACUAAACAAAGAAAAGAGAUCGUUCUCAAGCGAAACACAGAAGUUGGUGUUUCAGAAUUGUUCAAUGGUUUUAUUCCGCUAGAUUUGGUUCCAUUUCAGGAUGUUAAGAACGGAACUGUUCACGAUGGAACUUCUUACACUAGAGACUUUCUAGGCGUCAUAUCUUCUGUUUCAGAUUUCGGCCUCACAGUGGAUGACUCUAUGCCUAGAAACAUACAUAACUAUGAUCCUAAGACCACCGGAUCGAUUGACUUUGUUCUUGAAGACAACGAUGGAAAUCAUCUAAACUGUCGUGCAAAGGGGAUCUUGGCGGUUCUCUUUAAACGUAAUUGGCUAUGUUAUGGUGAAACCGGAACAAACAUAUGCCUAUUAACCAAUUGGCGUGUUGUUGGAAGAGAUGGUCCUAUUCAAGUCGAAGAUGAAGAAGGGAUUUCUACUUUUGAGUAUGAUCCUCCUGGACACCACGAAGUGGUACUGGUUUACUGCAGAUUGCACCAAGAAGAGGACCUGAGCGAUGAAUGA
Messenger RNA from Microthlaspi erraticum, 789 nucleotides. Lineage: Eukaryota; Viridiplantae; Streptophyta; Magnoliopsida; Brassicales; Brassicaceae. The record is from the annotation of a GenBank genome assembly.